Molecule: messenger RNA, 4266 nt
Organism: Xiphias gladius (swordfish)
Lineage: Eukaryota; Metazoa; Chordata; Actinopteri; Istiophoriformes; Xiphiidae
Product: junctional protein associated with coronary artery disease
Exons: 3
Coding region: 1-4266 (1421 amino acids)
Biological process (GO): positive regulation of blood vessel endothelial cell proliferation involved in sprouting angiogenesis
Cellular component (GO): ruffle membrane; adherens junction
Source: RefSeq, a predicted model, not a curated record
AUGUACAGUGUGGAGGACCUCCUCAUUUCGCACGGAUAUAAAUUGCCCAAGAGCGGCCCUCCAUCUGCCACGCCUUAUGACAAGCGCCCUGCCGAUUGCCAGCGCGAACUUGUGGACAACAGGGCCGGCCGAGGGACACUGAAUGGGUAUGAGGCUGACCGGGGGGCAUCUAUGACAGGCAUCUACGGCAGCAGGCAGGCACUGGUGAAGGGCUACCCCGCCACAGACAACGAGAGUGGGGAAAGGAACCAAAGGAGAAAAGAAGCCGGCAUUGGUAUCCUAGGUGAUGCUCAGCCCUUGGGUGAUUCUCUUGCCACAGAUAGUGGGUUCUACGAUGUUCCUAGUUUGACUUAUUCAGAGCCACUGAGCCAUGACGAAAGGGAUGUUUCCUACUGGCGGAGGCGAGGCCAGGACUUCAGCAUCCUCCUGGACUAUGCUGAUGGAAGGGAGCUGAGGGCCUCUGCUGGUGCAUGGAGGCCACAGGCCCUGAUCGCUGCAGAGGAACACAGGGCAGAGAGGCGAGCGCAGCAGCUAUGGGAGGACAUUUCCUGGCUAAGGGACCCAGAUGCAGCCCCUGGUCAGCUAAGGGUAACUGGGGAGAGGAAGUGCCAGAGCCUUGGUACAGAGGAGUGGAGGCCUGCUGUGGGCCUGGGAAGGCAGCUGUCGGAUGGAGACGGGGACAGGUGGGCUCAGGAUCAGUAUCGCUUGAGGACACCUGAGGGUUUUUUUCAUCCAAGAACUAAAGCAAAGUCUCAGUCUCUCCCCAGAGUUUUGUCACCUGAUGGAAUUGACAGCAGAGAGCUCAUUCCAUCCAGGCCUAGCCUACCUGAUAGACAACAGAGGAUAAACAGCACUGUCUUCUCUGGGCCCUAUAGUAGGUAUAUCUAUAGUGGUGCUGUUGGCAGAGAACGCUGGGGUAGGAAUGCCGGGCCAAGCAGCCAUGUUGCACUUUUACCAAAGCCCAGGUUCAGCAGGCCUUUAAAGCCUCCAUCAUAUGAGAUUCACCAGCAGACUAGGGGUAGCGCAGAAAUGCUUGCUAUAGACCAGGGUGCCAAACAAAAAGACAGGCCUAUCUAUUAUCCAAGGGGUGGGGAGCUGAGACAAGACUAUUUCGCACAACACUCUGCCAUCUCUGGAAUGGAGCCCCCUGGCUACAUCCCACCCCCAUCUUAUAAAAGAGCCCCACCCCCAAGAGCAGUUUCAAUCAACCGCAAUGAAAUGGCAAACCUAAGAUGGAGGGCAGAAGCUCUGCAAAUGCACAGCUCAGAUCCUGGUAGGUGGUUUUCCAGACAGACAAGUGGUUCAUGGCUGGAGCAUUAUGGAGAUCGUGGCGCAUCCUAUCGAAAACAGGUGCAUUCUGGACAUGAAGAACAACCAGGUCAUGCCCGUCAAUUACCCACAGAAGAACCUAGAGUGAAGCAAAUCUCAGGAGGGCCUGGCGGAAAUUCUCUCACUGACUCAGACAAGAUCCGUAACAUCAACAAAGAGAUUCCAUCCGCUAAGAUUUUAGGACAAUCUACACAUGAUAGUGCCUUUCCUCCCCAACAGGGGCCAGCUCUCAAUACUGACGGCCGCAAAACAGCUCUCAAUGACAACGACAGUAGUAAUCGAUGGUGCAAUAGAGGAAUAAACAAAAAAAGUGACAGUGUAGCUCCGGAACAAAAUCGUAGUCAGUUUUUUCCUUCAUCUAUUCUGGGUAAACCACCACCUCCCCCAUGCAAGCCGGCUGACCAGGGUGUCUCUGAAACUGUUACAGAAGUAAAAAAGGUGGAGCAACCCGAUCCACCAGAGAAAGACAAAUCCAAGAAUCUAAAAAAGAGACUUAGUGAGACAAUUUUUUGUUUGGUGUCUGUCCCUGUUACCCCGCAGCUCAGUGGGACAAUCCGUGAUCAGAAUAACAACAAUGAGAAGUCACCAGACCCAGCAGACAGUCCAAGUGACAAUAAAACUGGCCACUUAACAAACCAAAGUCUCCAAAGCACAUCUUCAGCUGAAGCUGAGCUGCAAGCACUUACUGGUAGCAUAGCGAGCAGCAAAACAAGCAGUAGAGCAAGCAGCAAAAUGUUUAAAAAAGUACCCUGUAGACCCCCUAAGAUAAACCAUUACAAGGAGCUGAAGCUGUCGGGAUCCUGGCCUGCAAACCAGUAUCGAGACCAGGAGACACAAACUAGCCCAGAGGCCCGAAAACCUGCCCCUGAAAACAAGGAAGCACAACAAGAACCUGCCCCUCCCGGCACUGAAGUCCCUCCUGACAGCAGCGGUGUAGUGGGCACUGCCUUUAGUUUUCCUAUAAAGGGAGUGAAGAGCCUGAAACUGUCAAGCAACAGCGCCUUCUCCCUGACAGCCACCUUCUCCAACCAGCUGAACAAGAGCACAGCUCAGCAGCCAGCAGUACCAUCCUCAGGAAAUGUGGAGGAGACCAAACCAGCAGCAAACAGUGGGCAGGAAGGAUUUGAACAGUUGUUACUGAAACCAGCCAGCCAGCGACCAUGGGAUGCUGUCAAAGAGCUGGAGACCAUCAAAAAAGAAGUCCAGGAUCAACAGCAGCAGCAGAGCAGCAAACAGCCCAGUGUUGACAAGUGCAUAGAGGACCUCAACGAGGCCUACAAAGACAUCCUGGAGCUAGGCACUGCCAGCAAUAAAGUCCCAAAUGGUUCAGUACAAAUCCCUGAGCGUAUUAAAAUCCGAUUAUCAUCAGAACCUCUCAACAAGCCCAGCAGCCUUAGGCGCAGUGCAGUAAGCUGGUCUGUUGACCCAGAAUACAGGGAAGUAAAGAGCGCCUUCUCCAGGCCUGCAACAAAGUCAGUAACCUUCAGCAAGCAGCUUAGGGAGGAACUCCCCGUCCCACCUCGGGAGACAGGCUUCAGAGAAUACAGGGUUGUUGCGCAUCUUUCGCGCAGACGGAGCAAUGAUGGCAGGACUGUAAAGCUAGACCUGCCAGAUGAGCCUAUUGAGACACCACUUUGUGACUUCAGUCCAACAAUGCACACCACAGCAGCUGAGGUGCCGUGGGCAGAUAGACAGCCCAUGCAGGAUGCCUCUACACUCACUAGUCCUCCGGAUUAUGAGGACAUAUGCCAGGCUUUGCGUCAGUCUAGAGACCCGAUGGAUGUCAAUAAAGCGUCCACAGGCAAUUCCAAACCUAAUGACGCAGAGCCUCUUCAAGAUCUCAGUGUUGAAUCAGAGGAGGAAUGCCCUAUUUGUAAAAGAGAGCUUGAGAAUCAGAUGAGACAGGGCCCAUUGCCUCCACUUCAUGAGGAGAACAGCUCAGACAGCUCAGCCAAUCAAAAUGGCAGUCCACCACAGUGUGCUGCCUUAGAAAGUCCAGCAGAAGAUACAAAAACAGAGGAGCCAAAUGACUCAAGUUUGAAUAAGUCAGGGUCAGACCUGUGUGCUGAAACAAAGGAGCAGCAUUCAUUGACACAGGAAAAUGUCGGAGAGUGUGAAAAAACAGAGAGUGCUCAGGCAGAAAACUUGGACAAUUCGUGUGCAGUUAAUCUCACUGAGAGUAUACCAGUGAAUGGAACUACAGAGGAGAGCGCAUCCACAAUAUUAGCAAAUGAUGUGCCUGCAGACCCCCAAGUCACAGAGGAACAGAGAGUUAGUGAAACAGUAACUAAGGAAGUAGAAGAAGCAGAGAAGGAAGCCAUUAUAGGAGAAACACCUGAAGGCAGUGCAGACAAACAGUCAGCUGAAAUGAAAAGUGAUUGUGAGAGACAAGACAAUGCAAUGCCUGAUGACAAGCAGGAGCAAGAGAAGAAGCCAUUUGCUGUCCCAGAUCAUAGACUUGGUCUACGGACUCAUCUGGGGCGAGACCACCCAGGGUUACCAGAGUUUCCGCCAGAUAGACUGCCACUUUCUGUUCCCCCAAACCUAGACCGCAGGCUGUCUCUUAGCUUCGAGGGGGAGAGGAGGAGCAGGGGCCCGUCCCACCGAAUCGAAGCAUUGCAGAACAAGCUGGCUGUUUCUCCAGGUCGGGUGGCAGUUGAGCGUCUGGCCCGGAUGAGGGAGGUGGACGUUAUGUAUCGUAUGAGGCGCCUCAGCAUCAGGAGUACUGACUCUGGGGAAGGGGAGGCAGAGGCAGAGGUAGAGGGGGAGGGGGAGGGCAAGGACGAACAAGCGGAGGAGACCCGACCUGCUCCUCAGAGACAAGAGGAUCAAGAGGUCACCCAUUCACAGCAGGUCUCCGAGGAGACAGUGUUACAAAAUGAGGAGGAGUCAUCUCUCUCAGAAUCCCAUGAUCCCAGCCGAGUGGAGACAUUGUAG